CGCUACACCAGGCGCAUCCUAGACAUCGCGUUCUCUCGAUAUACUGUUGCGGGGCACCAGACACUACCUAAGCUUCCACAUAUACCUCUUUCCUACACCUUUCCCUACACUAUCGUCACCCCCAGACAAUAAAUCGCCACAAUGAAGCUCGUUUACAUUGGCGUUUUCAAGAAUGACACCAAAGAUGCCAUCGAGCUGACGGGCGCGGAAAACCUCAAAUCGAUCAAUCGAUGGGUACAGAAGGGCGUCAAAGAAGGCAUUGUCUUUGCUUCGGCCGUGGUUGCUAAAAGAACACCCCCACAUAAGAUGACGGAUGUCUUGGAAAAUGGACACAAGUUUCAUGCCCUGGCUUCCGCUGACCCCAUAUGCGCUGUCGUCGUGACCGACGAUGAAUACCCCAGCAGUGCCGCACAUCGCAUUGUUCGCAAGGUACUCGACGAGUUCUCCGCUAAAUACCCUCGCUCUGCCUAUAGCGGCUUCACAGCCGACGCCGCCAAGUUGUCGUAUCCCGAGCUCAAAGAAUAUGUCGAGAAGUACCAGGACCCGGAGACUGUCGACGCCACAAUCAAGAUCCAGCGGGAGCUUGACGAAACAAAGGUUGUACUACACAAGACUCUUGAGAGCGUCUUGGAGCGUGGAGAGAAGCUAGAUGAUUUGGUCCAGAAGAGCGAGGGGUUGAGUGCGCAGAGCAAGAUGUUUUACACCCAGGCCAAGAAACAAAACUCGUGCUGCACGGUCAUGUGAAAGUUGCUUAGCUUUGAUGAAUCUUCCGUUUGUUUGGGCGUUG
This is a messenger RNA of Bipolaris maydis ATCC 48331, 787 nucleotides long. RefSeq names its product Longin-like domain-containing protein. Gene Ontology annotation, biological process: endoplasmic reticulum to Golgi vesicle-mediated transport. NCBI's taxonomy places the organism in Eukaryota, Fungi, Ascomycota, Dothideomycetes, Pleosporales, Pleosporaceae. Gene Ontology annotation, cellular component: Golgi apparatus; membrane. Gene Ontology annotation, molecular function: SNAP receptor activity. The record is from RefSeq and is a predicted model, not a curated record.